AUGAUUUCCACAUCACCACAUAUGCCAUCUCAUACAUCUAAGAGUACAUCAUCGGCAAAAUCACCCACGAGGCAAAAGAAGAAACAUGUCACAUUUGGUCCGUAUCUCAUCGGUGCAACACUAGGUGAAGGUGAGUUCGGUAAAGUAAAGAUGGCUUGGACAAGACCUGCUAAAGGGUCUAACGACGUGUCAAAACAAGUAGCAAUUAAGCUUAUACGCAGGUCAUCUAUAAUACAAAACUCUGAAAGAGAGAUAAAAGUAUACAGAGAGAUUAAUGCUCUUAAACAUCUUACUCAUCCAAAUAUUAUAGGACUAGAAGAAGUGUUACAAAAUUCCAAGUAUGUAGGUAUAGUACUUGAAUAUGCUUCAGGUGGAGAAUUUUACAAAUAUAUACAGAAGAAAAGGCGGCUAGAUGAACAACGAGCCUGUAAGAUAUUUGUUGAGUUGAUUAGUGGUGUAACAUAUAUGCAUUCAAAGGGUUUAGUACACAGAGAUUUGAAACUUGAAAACUUAUUACUUGAUAGUAACGAAAACCUACUAAUCACGGAUUUUGGGUUUGUUAAUGAAUUUCGUCGAGACCAUGAGUUGAUGCGUACCUCAUGUGGGUCUCCAUGCUAUGCUGCUCCUGAAUUGGUUGUCACAACGAAGCCAUAUAUGGGUCGUAAAGCUGAUAUAUGGUCAUGUGGCAUUAUUUUGUUCGCGAUGCUAGCAGGGUAUUUACCCUGGGAUGAUGAUCCCUCUAACCCAAAAGGUGACGACAUACCGAAACUGUACCAUUAUAUUACUAGAACAAAAUUAAAAUUCCCCAGUUAUGUGUCUGCUGUACCAAGAGAUCUUUUGAGAAAAAUAUUGGUCCCUGAUCCAAAAAAAAGGACAGAUAUGACAGAUAUAAUCCAGCAUCCAUGGCUAGAGCCAUACUUUCAUCUUCUUUGUGUAAGUGCUAAGGAAUGGGAUAGAAUCAUGCUUCAGAAGAAAGAUAAUGGUAAAUUAAAACGAAAUUCGACAAUGGUUGCGUCAAGUAUAGCAAAUAGUUCCACAACAAAGAACUCAUGUGUUGUGCAUGAAACACAAAAGAAACGUGCAACAUCAUUAAUAAUGGAUACCACAUUUAAAGCAUCAGUAGCAACACAGCAUACAUACCAAGAUGAGGUCUUAGGGGGCCAUACUGUUCAUGAAAGAAAGAGAUUGGAACCUCUAAUAGAAGAAGAAAAAUCAAAAAGAAACAGUUCAGCAGCGUCUGCGGCACUUAGAGCUGUAGUCGAAAAGGAUGAGGACUCCAAUUUAGAUAUCAUAUCAAAGGAAAAUAAUGUAGUUGAAAAUCUAAGAAGUGGUGAACCUUUUAAUAUUUCCGAUCGAUUCGCUUCACUUCCUUUGAGCCAACAUCUCGAUCCAACAUUCGACAUAACGAAUAACGAGAACCAGGAUUAUAUUAGAGCUAUUGAUCCGAAGUCAUUAAAUAAAAAUACGGAUCAUAUAAUUCAUACUAAUAAAGAUCAAAAUAGUCAUCAUAAACCAAGGCCCGCUACAUAUCAUUUAACACUACACUCUACAACUCCUGACAACUUUUCUACGUCAGGUGAAAACUUAGAAAACCAAGAUGACUCCAAGCAUACAUUAGUGUCGGAGAAUAUCCAUCCAGUUCGUUCUAGUUCCUUAGUACCGGAUGAUAUCACAGCUUUGACAUCCUAUUCAAAGACAAAUAUAUCUCAAAUGUCAGGAAUUAUUAAGAAGAACGAUGUUGUUGUAUCGAAUGAUACAUAUCCUUCAUCACCAGUUAAAAACAUAAGAAUCAGACCAUCUGAGAUAUCCAAUAAUUCUUCUAAUAACGAACAUGAAGCUUUAAGAUCACCAAUUAAGGACACAUAUGGAAGUUAUCAAGGAAUAAAUGAGAAUAUCCCUAUGAGAAAUAAUCUUAAUAAUUCAACAGACGAAAAGGACAAGAAGAGAUUUAGCUUUCUGUCAUUCUAUUCUUCUUUCAAUAGCUCUAAGACCACCAUGGAAACCGAAGAAACAUCUUCGACAUCAGUAUUAUCUCUAUCGAAUCAUCAAAGGAAUAAUUCACAUAUUAGAGAUAGAUCAGGAACUACGACAUCCAGCUAUCGUACGGCUGUAUCUACGAUACCGACAUUGAAGGGUUCUCAGCAUUCAAAACAAAAUGUUACAGACGAACGUUCAGCCAUAAAGAAGGAAAGCACUGAGAAUUCAUCUGGAUCUACAUCUAGACAAGCUAUAAGAGCGUCAGUAAUGGUUUCCAGCCUCUCGACACGUGCGACUCCUCAAAUCCAGGAACGAGGCAAUGCUUCGAAUAUACCACCACAUCGGGAAGUUUCUAAAGCAAGAAAAGUUUUGGAUUUCUUUAAAAGGAGGAGUAUGAGAAUUUAG
This is a messenger RNA of Maudiozyma barnettii, 2382 nucleotides long. It is a transcript of the gene KIN4, whose product is annotated as putative serine/threonine protein kinase KIN4. The coding region runs from base 1 to 2382 and encodes 793 amino acids. Gene Ontology annotation, molecular function: ATP binding; protein serine/threonine kinase activity; tau-protein kinase activity. Gene Ontology annotation, biological process: protein phosphorylation; microtubule cytoskeleton organization; intracellular signal transduction. Gene Ontology annotation, cellular component: cytoplasm. The transcript has a single exon. The record is from RefSeq and is a predicted model, not a curated record. NCBI's taxonomy places the organism in Eukaryota, Fungi, Ascomycota, Saccharomycetes, Saccharomycetales, Saccharomycetaceae.